Molecule: messenger RNA, 11984 nt
Organism: Geodia barretti
Lineage: Eukaryota; Metazoa; Porifera; Demospongiae; Tetractinellida; Geodiidae
Source: the annotation of a GenBank genome assembly
CUUCAUUUAGUGAUAAUGGUUCAACUAUCACCGUCCAGCUUGGAUCGUUGGACCUCAAUGAGAUAAAGCGACUGCCUAAUCUGGGAACUGAGCGCAACAAUACAUACAUGUCUAUAGACAACGAUACCAUAACUGAUAUGGUUGGUAUAUACAACACAGAAACAGUCUCCAGGCAGGCAAUUCGGGCUACUAGAGUUGAAAGUGAUGUCUCACAACCAGAGCUUGUUAGCUUUGUAUUCAACCUGACAGAGGGUCAAUUAUAUCUCACCUUCUCAGAAACAGUUAAUGCUGGCACUCUAAACGUAGACAGUAUACUCGUGCAGAACUCUAGCAACAUGUUUCUUGACAGAGUAAUGUUGAGGAGCACCAGAGGGUCAUUGACUGAGAGUGAAGACAGCACAGAAGUCAUUGUUACGGUUGGACGAGAUGAUCUGAAUGACAUCAAACGUAACCGCCUCCUAGGAACCAAUACCAGUAACACAUAUUUGUUUCUAGAGGAUGAUGUCAUUGAAGAUAUGAAUGAGAAUCUGAAUGUACCAAUUUACAACCCUUUUGGUUUGCCGGCAUCCAGUGUGUACCAAGAUAGGGCCAGGCCUUUCCUACUGGGUUUUACACUGGACCUGGACUUAGGCUGGCUGAUUCUCACAUUCGACGAGACAGUCGAAACAACAAGCCUGGCGGUUGAUCAGAUUAUUCUGCAGAACGUAAAAAACGCCUCCAAUCUUCAGUACAUUGAGGAUUUGUCUGGAUCAGGAUCUGGUUUUGUAUUCUCAGGUGACAGCUUCAACAUUAGUGGAUCUGGUGCCACUAGUGGGUCUGGUGAUCUGAUGAUCAUACAAAUAGAUGUUCAGUCAAGGAAACUGACUGCUGGAGACCUGCCACUGGAGUCCCUCACAUUCUCUGACGAUGAUCCUGUUGUGGUAGUGGUCUUGGGUGAGCAUGACCUCAAUGAAAUCAAACGUCUUGGAGACCUAGCUACAAAUGAGUCCAAUACAUUUAUAGCACUGUCAUUGGGAACAGUAGUGGACAUGAACAAUAAUCAAGUUGUACCGGUAGAGCAAAGUAAUGCAAUAAUGGCAGAGAGGAUCCUGCUUGAUGAAAAUCCACCUUACCUCAGACACUUUCACCUUGACAUGGAUAAAGGGCAACUUUUGCUCACCUUCAAUGAAACUGUGAAUGCCUCCAGCUUCAACCCUUCAAAAAUCAUAGUCCAGAGCUACCAGUCAGCCCCUGCAUCGUUGCUUCAUAACAUAGUGGAUGGUAGAGUUCUGAGUAACGAUUCAACAGUUGUAAUUAUUGAGAUUUCCGAUGGUGAUUUGAACCGAAUAAAGCAGAUCCCAGCUCUAGCAACCACUACCGAAAACACAUACGUGAGGUUUCUCUACGAUGGAAUCAGAGACAUGUUUGGUAAUUCAAUUCAAGAGGUUGAAACCAGCGAUGCUCUAAAGGCAAGGAAUUACACAGAGGACAAAACGUCACCUGUACUUCUUAGUUUCGAUCUGGAUAUGGACACAUCAGACCCAGAACUCAUUCUGACAUUUGACGAGACAGUAAACACCAGCUCUCUUAAUGUCGAGGGAAUACUGCUACUUGGGUUCAAUAGCAGUCUCAGUGGUGACUACUUUAUGCUAACAAACUCUUCAGUUACUUUUGAUCCUUUCUCUACUGAAGUAACGAUUGUACUCUCGAAAGAAGAUGCGAAUGAAAUCAAGCGUCUUCCUGAUCUUGCCGUGGAUCAAUCUUCCACUUACAUCUCCAUACAGGGUUUCACUAUUGAGGACAUGAAUGGAAAUGAAGUCAAUGAAAUAUCUCAGUUUAAUGCGACCCAAGUGAGUAAUUAUACGGUGGAUGAAAACAAACCAAUACUUGUCGAGUUUCAUCUUAACUUAGACACAAACCAACUUGUCCUGACAUUUAAUGAGACAGUGAGCUCAAGCUCCACCAUGUUUGAGCUGAUACAAGUCCAUUCUGACCCUGAAAUCGAAACGUCUACACGCAUGGUCACUCUGACAGGUGACUAUGUUGUGAACGACAACUCACAUGUCCUCUACAUACAGCUCAACCAGAGUGAGGCUAACACGAUAAAACUCCAUGAAGACUUUGGUACAUUGCCCAGCAACACGUAUGUCACUACCUCCAAUGGAGCUGUCAAUGAUGUCAGCACCAAUGCCAACCCACUCAUAGCCAGCACACAGAGUGCAAGCCACAUAGUCCCAGACAGAACUAGUCCUGUUCUCGACAUGUUCAGUGUGGACUUGAAUGCGGGGAUACUCAUACUCGUUUUCAAUGAGCCAGUAAAUGCCUCGACAUUUGAAGCCUCAGGACUGACUGUACAGAAUGCCCGAAGGUCAAGGAUUGGACUGAGAUUGACAACAAGUAAUACCAGCUCUGGCAAUGGACAGGCGGUCAUUGUGACACUGUCUGAUGAUGACUUGAAUGAAAUCAAAAGAAUUGAUGCUCUCUUUAUUGACAAUGCCACCUCCUAUGUCACAGUGACACCUGACCUUAUACAAGACAUGAUGGGAAAUGAUGUGCGUUCCAUUGUCAACGGUUUUGCUCUCCGUACUAGUGGUUUUAUACCAGACAGUGGUCUUCCCUACAUAUCCAGCUACCAGCUAGACAUGGAUGAGGGUUAUGUCACACUCUUCUUCUCUGAAACAGUAAACAUUUCUAGUCUCGACUGUGGGGAGAUUACGUUCUCUAACUCAAUGGACUGCUCAGUUUUGUACACACUGACUGAGUGCACAAUUGACACAACCAGUGUCCAAUACACCAGCUUUGAUGUUGGAACAAGUGGUAGUGGCAGUGGUGACUAUGGCAGUGCUCCUAAAUGGAUCACACCCUAUCAUUACUCAACUAAAGUGGCAUUCUUCCUGUCACUCAGGGAUUUAAAUCGACUGAAGGCGCUUGAGAUUGCUCCACUGGCCCAGUUCACCUAUCUCUCAUACACCAACCUAACUAUUCAUGAUCAGAGUGAUCUGUCUCUGGUGGGAAGAGAGUGUGUUGGUACUGGUCUGCCCAUCUAUGGCCACUGACUUUACUGAGGAUACCACCCACCCUGAAAUACGCAGCUUCAACCUCUCAAUGAAUGACGAAGUAAUUGUCAUAAGCUUUUCUGAGACAGUCCGAUCUGAAACACUGAAUGUGCACCUCAUUUCAUUACAGAAUGAAAACUCUUCUGAGCUUGCUACUCAAACCUACACUCUUGGUUCUGACAUAUUAACUCGCACAUAUGAUGGACCCACAGACAUACUAACUAUCAAGUUGGGGAGAGAUGACCUCAAUGUUAUCAAGUUCCUGGCAGAGUUAGCAAUUUCAAAUACAACCACUUACAUCACUGCUGAACCACUGUCAAUCAUGGAUAUGAAGAGCCUCGCUCUUGUAGGCAUCAACACAUCCAAUGCCCUUCAAGUGAGUCAUUUUACUCCUGAUGAAAUGCCACCACUGCUGAGAGACUAUGUACUUGACCUAAACCUUGGUUGCUUACAUUUAACUUUUGUGGAGACAGUAAACGUAACUACUCUGAACUAUAAUGGACUAAUACUACAAGUUAUUCCUGAUCUGAGUGUGUUUGAUAAUACAACUGGCAACAGCUCUAAUAUGACGGACAUAGAAAGUUCAUCUGGUUCAGGGAGCGGAGCACCGGUCGAUAUAACACUGUAUGAGUCAUGUGAUAUUCUUUACUUCCGUUUGACUGGAGGGUACACACUGACUCCAAAAAACAGCCCUGAGGUAUCUUUCAACUUUACCUGGGAUGAUCUGAAUGACAUCAAGCGGGAGACUUGUCUUGGAACUGUAGUGAGCAAUACUUACGUCAGUAUCGAUGUGGGGACUAUCUUGGACAUGAAUGAGAAUCCAAUCGAAGAAGUUGAUAUAAACUCUGGUAAAAUUGCACUGAGUGUCAUCCCAGACGAUACACCUCCAAAUCUCGGCAGUUUUGAUCUGAACAUGACGACUGAGAUUUUGACUCUCUAUUUUGAUGAAACUGUUGACGUGGAGACAUUUGAUCCCCAGAGAGAUCACUUUCUAUGCCUCUCCUCUGCAGCUCCUUGUUGAGGUGGUAAACAGUACAGAGAUAAACUCCACCAACAGUUCUCUUGAAUACUACUAUUACUACUCCAGUGAAGUCAACUACACUCUGCUAGGUGGUUAUGUGCUUGGAAGAGAUGAUCCAGUUAUAGACCUAAAGCUGGACCUAGUAGAUCUGAACAGAAUCAAAGCUAUUGUCAGACAUUGCUACUAGAGCAAGUAACACGUAUCUCAGUAUUACUAAUGACACAGUAUCUGACAUGAAUGCGAACAAAGUAAAUGCUAUCCUGCCAGAAGACGCUAUCAAAGUUUCAAUUUUUGGCGCCGACAAAAUCUCACCAGAGCUUUUAUCGUUUGAUUUGAACCUCAAUAACUCACAGCUUCACCUGACCUUUGAUGAGACUGUGAAUGUAUCAUCACUUGUGCUAGCAGAGAUUACACUACUGUCAUCAAACUCGUCUUCACCUACUCAGGAAUGGGCCCUCACCGAUGGUAUUGCUCCACUGUACAGCUACUCUGAGAGUGAUGAUGGUCCAGUGGUAAUUGUCAAUCUCGGCAGUGUUGAUACAAAUGAAAUCAAGCGACUUACAUCUCUUGCAAUUUCCAACGCCACCACCUACCUCUCCCUCACUCCCCAGGCCAUUUCUGACAUGACAGGAAACCACAUCCAGGAAAUUACCUACAGCAUGGCUCUUCAAGUAACCGAGUAUACUGAAGAUGAGAUAUCCCCUGUACUAAUUGAUUUUUACCUUGAUCUGAACACUGGUGUCCUAACGCUUGUGUUUGAUGAAACUGUCAAUGCUUCAUCCAUUGUGGUUCCAUAUCUUCUCUUGCAAAAUGAUUCCUUGUCCCCACUGAGUUCCCUGGCCAUCUAUAGCAGUUUGGUAAUUUCAAUGGACAAUCACACACUCUAUAUAGAGUUUGGAAUAGAUUUUCUGAACCAUCUCAAGAGAGUUGAUGACCUGGCCACAUCUCCCAAUGACACAUACCUCUCUUUUCCAUCUGCAUCCCUCAUAGACAUGAACGGAAAUGAGGUUGUAUUUAUCAGCAACACUUCAGCAAAGCAGGUUCGUGGCUUUACUAAUGACACUAUGAGACCAGUUUUGCUUGACUUUGAUCUGGAUAUGGACAAAGGUGAACUCACCUUGUAUUUCUCUGAGACUGUCAGAGUGUCGACUGUGCAAACAGCUGAAAUUGUGUUCUCACAGUUUCCCUUCGAUUCUGAAGGAGUGAAUGGGUCUGGUAUAGACCAGGUAUCAGGUGUGUCCGGCUCAUUGAGUGGAUCUGCAUCAGGGAGUGGAUCUCCCGAGUCUGAAUUCAAAGUUGAUCGGUACAGACUCACAGGUGGCCUCGUGCAGGAGAGUGACUCCCAUAUAGUCACUAUUGACAUCACACUAUACGACCUGAAUGAGAUCAAGAAACUUAGAAAUUUGGCCACAUCAUUGGAGAAUACAUACAUUCUUGUUAGUUCAGAGGCACUCGAUGACAUGUAUGAUAACCCGGUGGUACCACUGAUCGAAGGAGAAGGGAAAAUGGUGUCAAACUUUUCAAAUGACACGACUCAACCAGACGUUGUUUGGUAUCACCUGGACAUGGACGCAGACAGUCUCAUCAUCUCAUUCACUGAGACAGUUGACCUCCGUACUCUCGUAAUUGACAAUCGUAUUACAUUCUACAACACAAGUGAUUUUAGUGGAGAGUUUUAUGCACUUAGUGACAGUACCACCACUUCACCUGAUGGGCCACUAGUUAUCAUAUCCCUUUCUCCCAAGGAUUCAAACCAACUCAAAUUCCUAAGAGAACUAGCCAAUGCAAAGGAAACAACUUAUCUGCUUUUGAACAAUACUAUUCUGGAUAUGGUUGGUAAUGUGAUUACUCCACUUUUCAACGGUUCUGUGCAGCCAAGGCCUGCCAAUAUGUUCACGAAUGACAGCACACGACCGUCCCUAGUUUCAUUUGACUUCGAUCUAGAUAUGGGCCUCCUGCACUUGACUUUCUCAGAAGUAGUUGAUGAUAUAUUCGAGCCUUCAUUCACCAUCCAAAAUGACCUUGUCCCAACAAACACCACUCAAAGUGUCACUCUCACUGGCUCACAAUCCAUCUAUGGCCCGUCACUUCUUCCUGAUGGUCCUGGCCACCCGCCGCAAGUAACAAUCUCACUCUUGGAUGACGACUUGAACGAAAUAAAGAGACUAGAUCACCUUGCAGUGUCUGAUGAAACAACAUUUGUUGCAGUAACUGAGAUUGGGGCAGUGGAUUCAUUUUCUAAUCAACUUGUGAACGAUACACUCGAGGUCAGAGAAUGGACUGAUGAUGUAACCUGGCCACAGUUGGAUGAAUUCUUCUUCUCUGCCGAUACUGGUGUUCUUAGACUAACAUUUGAUGAGACUGUCAGGUUUACAACUUUCAAUGCAACUACAGUUACUUUUGUCAAUACUGAGAGUGGCUCAGAGUAUUCUCUACAACAUCAUCCACCUAGUGAAGGUGCCAGUGUGAGUGAGUAUGACUCAACUGUAAUUAAUCUAACCCUCGCUAAUGACGACCUGAACGAGAUAAAGAUUCUGAGCGAUCUUGCUAUAUCAAACACAACAACUCAUGUCUCUUUGGAAAUGUACACCAUUGCAGAUAUGAGAGGGAAUCCUCUCAAUAUUUCAAAUUUGCCUCAGAUGGUAGCAGUGUAUGAUGCUGAUGUAACUAGACCUAAACUGAGUGCUUUUGAUCUUGAUGUUGAUAAUGGGCUUCUCACUCUCUACUUCACUGAAACUGUAAAUGUCAGCACACUGGACAUACAAGAAAUAACACUGCAGCCUACUGAAGAUGAUGGUACACAAUUACUCUCGUACACACUGAUGUUCACUGGUCCUGCACCAGAAGGAACCUUCAGUAAUAGCACUGAUGGACCGAUAAUCAAGGUGUAUAUAGGAGACGAUGACUUGAAUGAGGUGAAACGUAUACCAGAACUUGCCACUUUGGCCAACAACACGUAUAUCAGCAUAUCUUCCUUGGCAGUACGGGACAUGGUAGACUUGCUGGUGGAGUCAGUGGAAAUGCUCAAUGCAACUGAAGUACGCUCCAAUGGGUACACACCAGACACCACUCGUCCUCAGUUGAUAUCCUUUGACUUUGACUUGGACUCUGGGGUUUUAGAGUUGACUUUUGAUGAAACAGUAGAUGCAGAAACGCUUGACCAGACCAAAGUAAUUGUGCAGAGCUUGAUGUUGGAUGAUUCUUCACUCCAGCACUAUCAGCUAAUGACAGGAGAACUACUCUCAAUGGAUGACCCUGUUAUCCUCUACAAUUUGAGUUUCAAUGAUCUGAACAAUGUUAAACUGCGAAGGAGUUUGGCCAUCAGUGAAAACUCCACCUUUAUAAACCUGGCACAGGGUACUGUAUUUGACAUGGCUUAUGAAUCAAAACCAUCUGUUCCAGUCAUUAUGCGCGUGGACAACUUUACUGAUGAUGAUACUUAUCCAAACCUGCUCAAUUUUGUCGUAGACAUCAAUUCAAGUCAACUUAUUCUAAACUUUGAUGAGCCGGUUGACCAUCGCACCCUCCAGAUACCUCAGAUAACAUUACAGUCAUCUGCCAACAGGUCAAAUGAUCCAAGUCUCUACUUCACACUGCAGUCUAGUAACAGCUCCAGUGGUAGUGGCCUAGAAAUUAUUGUAGAUCUCAGCGUUGAGGAUGUGAAUGAGUUAAAAUACAGGGAGGGGCUUCUGGUUGAUCCGGAAACAACUUUUAUCUCUGUUACUGAGGAUUUGAUCCGUGACAUGAGGGGAAAUCCGCUAGUUGCCAUUGCGCCAGAGAGUGGGCAAAGAGUGAGAAUGUACGUAGCUGACGACACUAGACCACACCUCCUUGAGUUCCACCUGGACAUGGAUGCAUCUCGACUACACCUGACCUUCCUUGAAACAAUGAACGCCUCUAGUAUCAACUUCACCUCAUUCGUGCUCCAAGUUGACUCUCAUAUCGUCGAUGAACAGCUACAGUAUCGUCUAACAGAGGGUGUGCUAGAGUCAUACGAUGACAGCACUGUCAUCACUAUCAUCAUUUCCCUCAGAGAUCUCAAUGCUAUCAAAGCACUUGAAAUUGGAACGUCGACUAGUUCUUCAUGGCUUGUGGUCGAUCACUAUGGCAUCGCUGAUCAGUACGACCUUCCAAUUGUACCACUCAUGAAUGGAGUCAAUGCACAGCGUGCAACACAGUACACAGUUGACACAACUCGCCCAGAGCUUGAAAUGUUUACCUAUGACCUCAACUCUGGGGAGCUGACCCUGUACUUCUCAGAGACUGUAAGAGUUAGCUCUCACAACAGUACAACUAUCACUUUCCUAAAUGCUGCUACAUCCUCUGAAGCCACUGAUACUUACACAGUAUAUCAACAAGGUUCAGCCUCUGGUUUGGAUAAUGGCCUUGAGGUCCCUGACAGUCAUGUUGUUGUGGUGAAGCUCACAGAGUUUGACCAGAAUGAACUCAAACGUCGGCCAGACCUUGCUACAAGUGAUGCUACUACAUUCCUGUCAGUACGCAGCAGCACAGUAUAUGACAUGCAGAUGAAUUAUCUAGUCCCAAUACCACUCUCUGGAGCUUUCGGUACGGACACCGUUUAUCCGGAUAUGACUAGCCCUAGUCUCGACUCUUUUGCUCUGGACAUGGAUUCAGCCAACCUGACCUUGACCUUCUCUGAAACUGUCAAUGCUUCUUCCCUUGUUCCUACUGGCAUAACGUUCUCUAGUCCUAACACCAGCUAUAAACUGACUGGAGGAUUUGUCAUUGACUACUACAGUACUAUCGUCACCAUCAACCUGAAUGAUGCUGACUUUGAUCUCGUCAAGUCUAUGCGCACAUUAUGUACUGGUGGUAUUACCUCCGAUUGCUUACUCACCAUUGAGGGUGAUUCUAUUCUUGACAUGAGCAUGAAUGGAAACACUCCAACUGAGCUUGAGCCAACCAGUGUCAUAACUGACACAACACCUCCCUACCUUGUCUACUAUGACCUGGAUUUGAAUGCGGAAGAACUGCGUCUGACAUUCUCAGAAGUGAUUGUCACUGGCGGCGAUGCUACAGUACAGGCAAUCACACUGCUAGCCACACCAUUUGAGUUUGAUGCCCUGAGUAACGAUAGUAGGGGAAUCUACAUCAAUGAGUCUGACCCUGAGAGCUAUGCUGGUAUAUUGCAAGCCUAUACACUCAGCAGUGGAGCCCUCACUGGACCUAACACCGUUCCUAACCAUCCUCCAGUCCUGAUUGUCAGUCUCACUCACAAAGACCUGAAUCUCCUCAAGAGUUUAGAGUUUGUUGCAACAGGGUUCGAAAACACCUACCUCCUUAUCGCCCCCGAGGCUGCCACAGACUACAGUGGCAAUCCACUAAUGAGGCAAACAUCAGGAAAACAGGUGAGAGUCUACACUCCAGACCAACAGAGACCACAUCUGACUGACUUUGAACUCGACAUGAACCUUGGCAUCAUUACCAUGACCUUUAGCGAGACUGUUAAUCGCUCCAGUCUACUCACAUCUAUGAUAUCUGUGCAAGGUUCAACAGACCAUGCUCAAAGUGAUAUAUACACACUAACUGGGGGCGUGUCCACCAGCUAUGAUAAUCCUGUGAUUGAGAUAGAGUUGUCAGUGACAGAUGUCAAUGAAAUCAAGAGAAGGACCCUGAUUGCUGCAGAUAACUCAACGGCAUAUCUGUCACUCAAUGAGUUCACAAUUGCAGAUCAAGACGGCAAUCUUAUUCAACCAGUACUAGCCGACAAUGGGAACUUGGCAAGGAAGUAUGUUCCCGAUACUACCAAUCCUCAGCUGGUUCGGUUCUCCCUGGAUUUGAAUACUGGGUACUUCCAUCUCACGUUUGAUGAGACUGUUGAUGUGUCAACCUUUGAUGUUGAGACUCUGGUUCUGGGUGAGAACACUACCUCUGCAGGAGCAAACAUUUCACUUGAAGUAGGGACCCUACUGUCCAAUGACAGUACAGUUCUUACUUACCGUCUGAGCGAAGACGACCUGAACUAUGUCAAACUUGAAAAUCUGUGCGCAUUUGAUAAGGACGGCGAAGACUGCUACCUGACAAUAUUCAAUGACACAAUACAAGACAUUAACUCAAAUCCGGUCACGGCUGUGGCUCUAGUUGUCGAUCAAUACUUUGCCGAUACAACAGAGCCAGAGAUAGUGUACGUCUCUGUCAAUAUGUCCUUGGGCAAUAUCACUCUCGGGUUUUCUGAAGUAGUCGAUGUGCGCACCUUUGAUCCGACAGAAAUUAGGCUACACGAAUCCCGAGAGAGUCAAUUUUCCACUGUGUUCUACAACCUCACAGGUGGAAGCAGGGUGACGCAAGAAAAUGGUCUCUUCAUUGACUUUUAUCUCAACCAAGAGGACUUGGAGAUUUUAAGACAGAAUGAAGAGCUUUUCAUUUCUCAAGUUACAUCAUUCAUCAGUGCUGGUGCAGGGACUGUGAGAGACUUGUCAAACAACCCUAUGAAGCCAAUUGAUUUCAAGAUUGCAGAUGACUAUGCUGAAGAUAUUAUAGGCCCCAGAGUAAUUGGAGCGAGUUUGAAUCUAACGGGGGGAACCCUGCAGUUAACAUUCAGUGAAAGUGUUCGUGCAUCCUCAUUCAGACCGACUGAAAUCACACUAGUAAACCAGGCAAACACAACUCUCAAUAGUACUGUAAGUUAUGUGUUGACUGGAGGAGUAUUUGGCACGGAACCAUCAUUUGACAGCACAGUUAUUACUGUUGCUCUGACACCAAGUGAUAUCCAAGAAAUCCAGGCUAGAGACACCCUCGCUACAUCUGUCGCUGAUUCAUUCCUGACCUACACCUCUCUCCUGGCCAAUGAUCUUGCUGAUAACCCAGCAGUUGUGGGGGCCAUACAGAUAUCUGACUAUUUCGAAGAUAGACUCGACCCACAACUGUUCAGCUUUAUUAGACUGGAUCUGUCGGAGAGACUUAUGAUUGUUGCAUUUGAUGAACCGGUCGACAUUUCAAGUAUAAAUAUCUCACUCUUCUUUCUGCAAGGACCUGAAGACAAUGGUCUUGGGGAAACUCCACAAAUAACGCUGACUGGAGGCACUUUCAGCUACUUAGAACCAGAAGCAAAUCAAAAGAAAGUGCUUAUUUUACAUUUCAAUCGAGAAGACUACAAAGCAAUUGUUCUCGAUAGAUUCUUUGGAAAGAGCAUAGAAACUACUCACAUAUCACUACCGUUGGGAGCGGUGUUUGAUUUCGCACGUAACCCACUUGUAGAUGUUCCUGAAACAAAUGCAGUUAGAGUACAGGAACUCAUUGAGGACCUCACAAUUCCAAAGCUACUGGAGUACGAUCUUGACCUUAACGCUGGCCUGGUCACACUUGAGUUUGACAAUGUGAUGAAUCCUGCCACACUUGAUCCUUCUGCAAUCACCUUCCAAAAUAAUAAGUCUGCGACCACUGACUAUGACUUGGUUGGAGGGAAAACAAACAGCUCAUCAGACUAUACCAUUGUGCUGGAGUUGGCAGAUAUAGACCUCAACGGAAUAAAACGCAACACUGAAAUAGCAACCGGUGACUACAACACUUUUAUAACAUUCUCUGCUGAUUUAAUUGACAGCCAUGGAGGUGUAAUUGACCCAGUUUUUCAAGUUGCAGCAGGAGUUGACGUUCUUGCAAUCACAAAUGGAAAUGCGAAGAUGGUUCGAUAUUUUACACCGGACACCAACAAUCCUUCCUUGGUCAGUUUCAACCUUGACCUAAACCGAAAUGAACUCACCCUCAUCUUCAAUGAGACAGUUGAUGCAAGUGAGCUGAAUCUAACAACUAUCACCCUUCAGAAUAAUUACACCAAUCCAACUACGCUACUGAGUCUUACUCUUCGUACACUGGUCAUGCCUACCACCUCAAGCCAAGAUGACGGCACAGUGAUUGUCAUCAGUCUGGGUUUUGAUGAUCGCAACGACAUCAGGGGAUACACCAACUUG